This is a messenger RNA of Elgaria multicarinata webbii, 2094 nucleotides long. It is a transcript of the gene FOXN2, whose product is annotated as forkhead box N2. NCBI's taxonomy places the organism in Eukaryota, Metazoa, Chordata, Lepidosauria, Squamata, Anguidae. The record is from RefSeq and is a predicted model, not a curated record. Bases 1 to 1335 code for a protein of 444 amino acids. Gene Ontology annotation, biological process: regulation of DNA-templated transcription. The transcript has 5 exons. Gene Ontology annotation, cellular component: nucleus. Gene Ontology annotation, molecular function: DNA-binding transcription factor activity; cis-regulatory region sequence-specific DNA binding.
AUGGGUCCAGUAACUGGAAUGACUCCAGAUAAGAAAGCUGAAACGCCGGGAGCAGAGAAAGCUGCGGGGCUACGGCAUGUCCAAAGAAUGGGGAGCUUGCCGGAGGCUGUCGACGCCGCUCGGCCAAAGGCCACGGCGGUGGACAGCGAACUGGCCGACGACGAGCUCACCAACUUGAACUGGCUGCACGAAAGCACUAACCUCCUAACGAACUUCAGCCUCGGAAGCGAGGGCCUUCCAGGGGUGAGUCCUCUGUACGACAUUGAGGGCGAUAACGGGCCGUCUUAUCCUUCCUCCUGCUACUCCAACCCCGAGAAGAAAUCCGCCACUUCGAAGCCCCCCUAUUCCUUUAGCCUCCUUAUCUACAUGGCCAUCGAACAUUCCCCCAAUAAAAGCUUGCCGGUGAAAGAGAUUUACAGCUGGAUCCUGGAACGCUUCCCCUACUUUGCCACGGCACCCACCGGCUGGAAGAACUCCGUCCGGCAUAAUCUUUCCCUCAACAAAUGUUUCCGAAAGGUGGAGAGAAGCCAUGGCAAGGUGAAUGGGAAAGGUUCUCUAUGGUGUGUGGAUCCAGAGUACAAACCGAACCUUAUACAAGCUCUGAAGAAGCAACCGUUCCCCUCUGCGUUUGCGUUUUAUACCCCUCCAGCAUCGCCACUGAGUGGUUCAUCGUCUCCUCGCUACUUAACCUCGGUUCUGAAACAGAGUCAGGGUCGACCUGUCAAAGAGUCUGAUAUCGAUGCUGCUACUGCCAUGAUGCUCUUGAAUACUUCUAUUGAACAAGGCAUUUUAGACUGCGAGAAGCCACAGACCCUGAAGCUGCCCAAGAAAAGGAACUACAGCAGCACCUGCCACAGCCACGGCACGGCCAGCCAGGAGGAGACCGAUUCCGCGGCGCCCAGCAUCGACCCCAAGGAGGACCACAACUACAGCGCCAGCACCGUGGCCUCGCAGCGGUGCGCCUCGCUCUCCAGCGUCUCUUCCUUGUCCUCCAUCGACGAGGUGUACGAAUUCAUCUCGGAGGCCAGCCGGGCGGGAAGCGACGACAGCGAAGGGUUCCACAGCGAGGCGGACACGGACGGCGACGAGGAUGACGAAGAUCCCCUGGCGGAUAGCGGUUACACUUCACAGCUGCAUGGUGGCGGCGGCUCGGACAAGGCCCAGCCUCGCCAGAAAGCCCUGGAGGAGCUCUGCCAAGAAAUCGACGAGGAACUGAAAGAGGCUGCGGGGUCUCUGCUCCAUCUAGCCGGGAUCAGCACGUGUCUAGGCUCCCUCAUAAGUACUGCAAAGAGCCAUAGCCAGAAACGAAGGAAAAAAAAUAACGACGCGGUGUGACAAGAUACGCCAAUCGACAGAUAUAAAUGCAUAUUUUAUUUUUAGCGUGGCAAUACUCCUCUACUUUUUACCCUUCGCAAGGGAGAUCAAAGCCAUAAAAGGACUUUUGGUUUGUUUGUUUUUAAUUUUUGAAAAUUAUAGUUUUGCAAUUUAAUUUUUUUUUUUGUAAUCGCAAGGGUGAUGGUUUUUAGGCAUUGAAAAACGGAUUUAAAUUGUGGAAGAACAGGUAGGGGAGGAAAACCAAUCAACUCUCCGCCCCGUAAUAAUUUAAGCAAAGUUUGAAUAUUCGAGAAUAUUGGUGGACUGGUUGGAUUCACAUGGGCGCCAUUGCCAGUAUCGUCUCAGGCUAAAGAUGGUCUUGUAUAGCUCUUUGGGUCGAAUGCAACUUGAGGGUUGCAUUAGCCCGAUGCACAUGGGACCCUGUAUGCAGAUUGUAUGCGCUGUGGAAAUGAAGAAUUGUACCCAGCUUCCCAGCUCCAUCGGUCACUCAUCCAGGCCUACCGGGUGUUCAUGUUGGACAUUGGAACAGGAGCCUACAGGCAAAACAAAGUCCAGUGUGCAAAUUGGAGAGUGAAGAAUUGAGUAGAUCUGAUGCAUUCAUUGGACUAUUCACAUGUAGGCUCAGGACAAAACUACACAUUACGCUAAUCGUGUCGCAUGUAACUCUUUUUUCUUCUCUUUUUAACUCUAGUGUAAGUGUAUGUGGCCCCAAUUCUGAUGGAGACCACUGUGUUUCGGGACAGGAGGGUUACAUCCCCA